Messenger RNA from Serpula lacrymans var. lacrymans S7.9, 3391 nucleotides. It is a transcript of the gene nps12, whose product is annotated as putative aminoadipate reductase. NCBI's taxonomy places the organism in Eukaryota, Fungi, Basidiomycota, Agaricomycetes, Boletales, Serpulaceae. The record is from RefSeq and is a predicted model, not a curated record. Bases 1 to 3318 code for a protein of 1105 amino acids. Gene Ontology annotation, molecular function: phosphopantetheine binding. The transcript is spliced from 13 exons.
AUGGCAGAUCACACCUUUGCAUCCAGCCUACACUAUCCACCUGUGGACGGCUCUUUACUGUUCCCUGGAAUUGUUGCAUUUAAUGCUGAACACAAUUCCAACGUACCUCUAUUUGUCUUCCCAAAAGAUGGGUCAGCCAACGGAGUCGUGUCCAUCUCGCACCUAGAGUUCUAUAGAGCCUGUCAUCGUGUUGCACAUGCACUUCGUCCUAACCGCACAGGCCCUGACGGCGAAACUAUCGCUAUUAUUGCCGUGACUGACACCAUCCAGUACUUCGCCCUUCUGGUUGGUGCGAUAAUUGCAGGAUACGUUCCUUUUCCGAUGUCUCCACGAAAUUCUGCAGCCGCCGUCUCCAAUCUGUUUCUAAAGACUUCCUGUCAUCGUUUGAUAACUACUCAGCACUCCCUCCAGCCCCUCUUGAACGACGUUAAAUCGGAGCUCGGAUCCUUUGACCUCGCUGUACAAGAUGUUCCAUGCCUUGCGCAUAUAUACCCAAAGCUCGGAUUAGAAACAAUUGAUGAUCAUUUCGAACCAUUCCCUGCGCGACCAAGUCGUCCUUCUGCCAGCGAAGUGAUGAUGUAUCUCCAUUCUUCCGGGAGUACUGGCUUCCCGAAAGCUAUUCCCCAGACAUAUCAGACAGUCAUUCAUUGGUGUGCUGCAGCCACGGUAGUCGAUACCAAACUCUACCCCGCUGACACACGUCUUGGUGUGAUGCUGCUGCCAUCGUUCCAUACUCUUGGCAUCGUUUGCUCACUAUACCUGCCACUGAUCACCCUUCGCAGUGUUUCUGUCUAUGCGCCCACGUCGUAUAAUGACCCGAAAGCUAUUCCGGUGAUCCCAACCUCUGAAAAUAUAAUUGAGGGUGUGCAAAGGACGAACUGCAAUGCAUUGAUAGCGGUUCCUGCAUUUAUUGAGUUGUGGGCGUUAUCUCCCUCUGCGAUAGAAAUAUUGAAAUCACUUCGAUUUCUUGCAUAUUCUGGUGGCCCGUUAUCUGAAAAAGUGGGCGAUGCGCUGGCAUCAGUAAGAAUACCUCUGAUAAAUGUUUACGGUGGCACGGAGUUUGGUGGUCUUAGUACUAUGUUUCGCCGAAAAGAUGAGGUAUGGGACUGGGUAUGGAUAUAUCUGGGCCCUCGAAUAAUGUUUCGAUGGGUUCCACAAGGAGAAGGACUUUAUGAAUGUCAAAUUCUGCAAAGUGAAAUGCAUCGAGUUUCAGUAGAGAAUCUCCCAGAUGUGAAGGGCUAUGCGACCUCAGAUAUUUUCUUGAAGCAUCCUACUAAAGAAGGACUGUGGAAGCUGGUGGGAAGGAAAGACGACAUUAUAGUCCUUUCGUCGGGAGAAAAAACCGUUCCUGCGCCUAUGGAGAAUACCAUUGCAUCUAACCCUGUAGUGGGAGGUACUGUCAUGUUUGGCCGUGCCCGUAAUCACGUGGGGAUAUUAAUCGAACCAAGGCAAGGAUUUGACGUGAAUAUCGACGACCCGAAGCAAGUGGCAGCUGUCAGGAAUAGGAUAUGGCCGGAAGUUGAGGAAGCGAAUAAAGCUGCACCAGCCUUCAGCCGCAUAUUCAAAGAAAUGAUCCUCAUCACUCGCCCAGAUAAACCCCUGCCUCGCACGGGGAAAGGAACUGUUAUGAGAAAGGCAGCCGUGACAAUCUAUGAUAAGGAAAUCGACGCUCUAUAUGACACAGUUGAAGCUAGCACCACUGUUAACAAAGAUGUGGAAUUACCGAAGGACUGGUCAGAGGAAUCUUUGGUUGUGUGGCUUGGGGAGCACGCUGCUCGCGUUAACUCAGAUAAGAAGGUAGACCCCGAAGUGGAUGUCUUUGAACAAGGUUUUGAUAGUUUAACUGCAACAUUUCUCAGAAAUCGAAUCAUUGGGUCACUUAGCUCCUCAACAGACAGUAAUGUGCGAACAACAGCCAGGCAAAUAGACCAGAAUAUCGUUUUCAGUAAUCCUACGAUCAAGCGACUGUCUCAGGCACUUGCUCGUGUGGUCUCGAACCCACAAUUCACUGGAAAAGAAGGCAGUCUCAUCAAUCGCAAGGUAGAGCUCGAAAAUACGCUGGUAAUGUAUUCUGAAGGGUUGCCGGGGACGUUGAGCCCACAGGUAGAGCAACCUAAUGGGGAUGGCCAUAGUUGUCACGUAGUUCUACUCACCGGUUCUACUGGUGGCCUAGGCUCUUACCUCCUUGCGUCGCUGCUAGAAAAUGAACAGGUUAGCCUGGUGUACGCUUUCAAUAGGUCAUCUAAGGAUGGAAAAUCAAGUGAAGAGAGACAGAAGGCAGGGUUCGAGGAUAGGGGUUUGGAUAUUGCUCUAUUGAGCUCGCCCAAACUCCGGUAUAUUGAAGGCGAUGCCGUACAGGAUAAACUAGGCCUAGGAGACGCUACUUAUGAUAAGCUACGAACGUCCAUCAACAUCAUCAUCCAUAACGCUUGGCGUCUUGAUUUCAGUCUUUCUCUCUCUUCCUUUGGGUCAAAUAUCAAGGGAACUCGGAAGCUCGUAGACCUCGCGCUAUCAUCCCCUAAUGCUCCAAGUUUACGUUUUUUGUUCACAUCAUCUAUUUCCUCCGCACAAGGGUGGGACAAGAGCAAGGGUGCUUGCCCAGAGGAAGUGCUGUUUGAUGCAAAUGUCGCGUCUGGUGGGUCUGGCUAUGGCGCUAGCAAAUAUGUCUGUGAGCGAAUACUCGAAAAAAGCGGUUUACAAGCGUCAUCAUUCAGGAUAGGACAAAUAUCAGGGGGACAACCAAGAGGAGCCUGGAGUGUUACGGACUGGUUCCCUAUGCUCGUCAAAUCGAGUUCAGCGCUAGGUGUUCUACCAGUUGCGAAAGGAAUAAGGGCCCUCAUUUUGGUUGUGUCUUGGUUGCCUCCUCAUGCGGUUUCUCAAGCGAUCUUGGACGUUGCCUUUGCAAAGGCGAAGCCUCCUACAGUAAUCAACUUGGUGCAUCCCCGGCCUGUUCAAUGGGCAGCACUGAUGCAGCCCAUAGGGGACGCACUGAUACGAAACAAAUUGUUACCUAACCCGCUUCCUACUGUGGCAUUCGAAGAAUGGUUUUCGAGACUAGAACAGAAGGCAAUCAGCGCGAGUACAGAAGAUUUCAAGGAAAUGCCCGCGCUGAAGUUACUUCCUUUCAUGCGCAUGAUCGCCCAAAGUGAUAAAUCAAUUCGAGAAGUAACAAGUGAAGAUGAAACAGGAGGAUUUGUUGUCUUUUCUACGACGAACGCACAGCAACUGAGUCAAACGAUGAGAGGGCUUGCAUCUAUUACAUCUGAAGAUGUAGGCCUUUGGAUGAAAUAUUGGGCCUCGAAGGGAAUGUUUAUUUAAAAGAUAUUAUGAAUCUGAUCAUUUCGUAAACGUUGUAAUAAAAGAUACAAUGAUAUGUCAGUUUGACAUUGGG